CAGUGGGUUUCACACUAGCUCCCUUCCCAGCCCCAGUGCCCCCACCCACGUAAAUGGCAUAAUAUAGAUAAUUGGAAGGGGGAGGGGGGGUUGAAGAUGAAGAUCAUGCAUCCAAUGUAAAUACUCUGCCGUGUAUCCCGCCUGUUUUUGCUCAACGUUCUGGAGAAGUGUCCACCUUUGAAAAAUCUCCAACACAUCAAUCAUCCUAUAUUGGAGGAGGGGGUAUUAAUUCGUUAGCCGUUUUGGCUGGAUCAUAAUAAAGCAAAACCAACUAAGCUAAUUAAGCUAAGCGUGGAGGGCUCCUGUGCCUCGGCAACAGCUAGGGGCUCUCCGUGGGGCCUCCCAAAAAAAGUCUGUGUCUGUCUUCUUUGCAAACAACCUCUUUCUAUCUUUUUCUUUUUCUUUUUCUUUUUCUUUCUUUCAUUCAAUUCUCUCUUCUUUCUCAAUUGGAAAUUUCCAAUUGGAAGCGCUAUUCAGUGCGCUUCAGGUAGUCAUUUCAGGGUUUUCUUCUGUUUGGCCAAUUUCAUUAGCGUGGAUGCUAACCAGGAAUGGGGCUAGGUACCAAGCUUUUAGCUUUGUAACUUGGCCAUCCCUGUGUCCUACCGAUCUCCACAAAGAUAGUUUCAGGGGUUAGAGAUGGUGUACGUGGACUACAAUUCGGCACCGUUGCUAUCCCAUCAUAAGUUGGAUGUUAUAAAGAAGGAGCAAUGUGAGUGAUGCUGAUGUUUUUCUGUUGACCAAUUUGACAAUGUUUAAAUGUUCUGAAACUGAGAGGAUGAUAUGCCUAUGGCCUUCGUGAAGGUCAGUGGCUGCUCGGGAUGACCUUCGUUGGAGCUCUGCUAUGGUGCAAAAAAAAGAUUCGCCACACCGUAAAGCGACGAAAAUGGAGGCAUUCUCCUUUACGAAGGGCGGGUCACAGCUGUAUUGUGACCUGCUGCAAGCAGGCUACCAUUAAUAGAGACAACAAUGUAGCCAAGAAUCAGGAGGAGGAGGUGGUGAAUAAGGAAGUGGAUCCUUCCUUUGCAUGGCCAUGGAGCCUCCCAUUAAUGGUGGAGCUCCGGAAGAAGAUAUUAUGCUUUAGGGACAUUAUUGAUCUUCCUCCAUGCAAUGGAAGUGGUCCCAUAGUUGAGUUGUUGGUGCGAACCGUAGAGGACCUCCACAACCUGUAUCCCAAGGUCGUAAUUAGUACUACAGUGCCGGAUGCUAAUGAAAUGACCCUGGAUCAGGCGUUGGUGUACUUCUAUGGUUCCCUGAAAUCUCUUGGUGAUUCAUGGGUCGAUAAUCACCAAUGGUUGUCCGAAGCCGAAUGCAACUCUGAGAAAGAUGAUGUCUUGAACAUCAGUUCAGAGCAAUUAGGUGCAAAGGUGAUGGAGAAGCUUGAUUAUAUGGUUAUGGUAGCAAAAGAAAUAUUUGACGUCAUGGAUGAGGAUGAAGAAGAUGAUUCAGAGGAUAAUAAGAAUUCUCAAGAUUCUUCUUUUGAAGAUAUAUUAAGGUACUCCUAUUCAUUCACUAAAGAACUUGGCUUCUCUCCAGUCACCCCAACUUCAGUUCUUCCAGAGCUGAUACAGAGUUGUAGAGAAAUUGAAAAAUUUGCAGAUUUUUCAUAUUCACCACCCCUUCUCCUGCCUCUAAGGCUUCAGGAUGUGGCGAAACUGAAACCCAUUGAUAUAAAGCGCCUCUCCUUUCAUAUGUUCCCUAAUUUACCAACCCAAGAUAUCAUCUAUGAGACUCGAAGUAGCAAAAAAUAUGAUGAAUCAAAGCUUAAAACCCAAGAAUCAAAGACAAAUUCCCAAGAACUGCCAGUACCAGAAACCAAGGAAGAAAACAAAGAUAGCAGAGAUGCAAAUGAAACAUUAAAUCUCCUCAAGUCCGAUUCAAGUCAAAGUAGGGCUGGAAGUAACAUAAUGAGUGCCCUUCCUAUGCUAGCACCUAUCCUUGCUGCAAGUGAACAUACGAUACAGUCAACAACACCCCAACCCACAAUGCAGCAAAAGGCAAUAGCACAAGCACUACCUCUACCACCAGCAUCCCUUCCAAAUGUAUCACUACCACCACCACAUGCAAUGACAACACUACUUCCACAACCAUCACCACCCCUCCAACCAACUUUGCAGCAAAAGGCAGUGGCAUAUGCACUACCUACACCUCUAUCUCUUCCGAAUAUAUCACUAUCAUUAUCACAACCACAUACAGUAACAGCAUUUCCACCACCACCACCACCUACAAUGGUAGCAUUGCCACCACCACCACCACCUACAGUAACAGCAUUUCCACCACCACUACCACCUACAAUGGUAGCAUUGCCACCACCACCACCACCUACAGUAACAGCAUUGCCACCACCACCACCACCUACAGUAACAGCAUUGCCACCACCACCACCACCUACAGUAACAGCAUUUCCACCACCACCACCACCUACAGUAACAGCAAUGCCAGUGCCACCACCCCCUACAAUGGUAGCAUUGCCAGUAACAGCAUUGCCACCACCACCUACAGUAACAGCAAUGCCAGUGCCACCACCACCUACAGUAACAUCUUUGCCAGUAACAGCAUUGCCACCACCACCAUCUACGGUAACAGCAAUGCCAGUGCCACCACCACCUACAAUAACAUCUUUGCCAGUAACAUCAUUGCCCCCACCACCUACAGUAACAGCAAUGCCAGUGCCACCAGCACCUACAGUAACAACAUUACUGCCACCACCACCACCUACAGUAACAGCAUUGCCACCGCCACCAGCACCUACAGUAACAGCAUUGCCACCACCACCACCGCCUACAGUAAAAGCAUUGCCACCGCCACCACAACCUACAGUAACAGCAUUGCCGCCACCACCACUGCCUACAGUAGCAGCAUCACCGCCACUGCCACUACCGCCUACAGCAGCAGCAUCGCUGCCACCACCACCGCCGCCUACAGUAGCAGCAUCGCCUUCACCGCCACCACCACCACCACCUACACUACCCUCAAAUGCAGCCGCCCCAGCCCCAGCCCCACCACCCAUGCUGGACCAAAAGACAACUACCCCACCUCCACCAUCCAUACCUCUACCAAAUGGAGCAGCUCCUCCACCACCCAUGCCUUUGGGAAAGGGAGGAGGUCCUCCACCACCUCCUCCAGGUGGAGGGGGAAAAGCCUGCUUGCGUCCAAAGAAAAAUACGAAGUUGAAGAGAUCAAGCCACAUGGGUCAAUUGUAUCGUGUACUAAAGGGAAAAGUGGAAGGAGAAACUCUACAAACGAAGUCGACUCAAGGAAAAAAGAGUCAGGGUGGGAGCUCUAAUGGUGGUAAACAAGGAAUGGCCGAUGCACUUGCAGAGAUGACAAAGAGAUCAUCCUAUUUCCAACAAAUUGAAGAAGAUGUUGAGAAGUAUGCAAAAGCAAUCACGGAGAUAAAAGGAGCCAUCAAUUCGUUCAAAACAAAGGAUAUGGCUGAAUUGCAAAAAUUCCACAAAUAUGUCGAACAUCACCUGGAAAAUCUAACUGAUGAGAGCCAAGUAUUGGCGAGGUUUGAAGGUUUUCCUUCAAAGAAACUGGAGACAAUAAGGAUAGCAGCAGCACUGCAUUCAAAGCUGGAUGCAAUCGUUACUAAUUUAGAAAGCUGGAAGAUUGUGUCUCCUUUAGGCAAGCUGAUUGACAAGAUUGAGGCCUACUUCAGCAAGAUCAAGGGGGAAUUGGAUGCAGUGGAACGAACCAAAGAUGAGGAAUCUAAGAGAUUCCAGAAUCAAAAUAUCACCUUUGACUUUGAAAUCCUUGUGCGGAUCAAGGAAAUGAUGGUGGAUGUUUCUUCAAACUGCAUGGAAUUGGCACUUAAGGAGAAAAGGGAAGCCAAAGCAACAGCAACAGAUCAGAAGAAUGAAAAACGAACCCAGACAUAUGCUAUGAUGCUCUGGAAGGCUUUUCAGAUGGCAUUUAGGGUCUAUACAUUUGCAGGUGGACAGGAUGAGCGCGCUGACAGAUUGACCAAAGAAAUUGCCAAUGAAAUACAGACUGAUCCUGACUUCUAGUAGUACAAAUCCUUCCAGCACUGUAUCUCAUAUUAAAGCAAUACAGUGGGUCAGGACCAUUUGAUCACAUUGAAGCAAGUAUUGGUAAAUGGAUUUUGAGCAUCAGGUCUUGUUCAUGCUAAUGAUUCGAAGCAAGGAUACUGAUGGAAAAAAAAAGGUACAAGUCAAAGUAGGGAUCAAUGUGCAACAGCAGGUAUACAUGGCUGUCGUUUUAAUAAACCAAAAGACAUUUCUCUGAUAAAUUAAUUAUCAGCAGAAUGGACUCACUGGAGUGCAUGAAGCUAAUAUCUAGUUCUGGUGCCCUAGAUAAAGCUGUAUUUGCCAAUGAUCUUCAAUUGGUUGAUUGUGUCUUCUACAUACAUUCUCCUGCCAUUACAAAAAGUUCGUCAUUUGAUGUUGCUUGCUGUUGAAACCAGUGGAUUUCCACCAGCUAAUUAAGAUCCUUACCUAUGUGAUUUGAGUUA
Molecule: messenger RNA, 4471 nt
Organism: Nelumbo nucifera (sacred lotus)
Lineage: Eukaryota; Viridiplantae; Streptophyta; Magnoliopsida; Proteales; Nelumbonaceae
Source: RefSeq, a predicted model, not a curated record